Molecule: messenger RNA, 1771 nt
Organism: Caenorhabditis elegans
Lineage: Eukaryota; Metazoa; Nematoda; Chromadorea; Rhabditida; Rhabditidae
Source: the annotation of a RefSeq genome assembly
GCACUAUUGAUUUUGGAGCAAGUGCACUUUUGUUGCAAGCUUUGGCCCUUAUUCUAGCAUGUCACCAUCCAUGUCUUCUGCCAGUUGGAAGUACGUUAUAGAGCAUUUGGAGCGUAAUGUGAGAUGCCGUCUCUCAGCCUGUUGCCCAAGCCUCUGCCACACUGAAAAAUCCAUUCCUCUCCACAUCAAGCACCUGGUCAUAAACCCUGACAUAAACCCUGACAACCGUCCACCACCAUGCAGGGAAACGUGCUCAAAAUUACCUGCAAGAUUGGGUUCCGAUUGUGAUCCCAGAGACCGAAUAUCACAUAAGGCUCACGCGAAAUAAGCCCUUCCUCCAGGAGAGGGUAGCCUAUACCAAAAAGCUACAUGAAGCAAUGAAGUACCUAGUUGAAAGGUUGUUUGGAGGGAAUCAGCUUAAAGUUCAAAAGUUGGAUGUUUCGCAGUGCGUUCAGUGGUAUUUUGUAUAAGUUAAACUAACAGUACACUUGGUGACUCUACAAGGAUUUAUUAUAGACAACUAGUAACACUAAUAGACAAGUAACGCAAGAACAUAAAGUAAGAACUGAUUCGGGAAGUCCCUCCAAGGUUGGCAAUAUGGUCCACGUGUCCAAGGUUGAGUUGUUCGUAUUGGCGUGGCAAGUUCAUGGCGUGAAUGUUGUUGUUGUUAGAUUAUCUUGUUCCUUGUAUGCAUCCAUCCGGGGUUCACGUCGCAAAUGGUUCACGUGGUUGUUCUUUGUUAGCACUGACUGUUGGUUGUUCCUUGAGCGAUGGUGAUAGAAAUGCUCGGUGUUGUUAGCGUCCAUUGUAGAGUACAUAAUUAUACAAUAAUUAUAGAAUAAUUAUUAAGUCGUGAAUAAUGGAGAUCCUGCUCCAUGCUAUUCGCGACAUUGGAAGUUUGUUCCGAGUCUGGAGUGCUCUGCUUGCCAAGGAGCCUAACAAUUUGCAGCCGGAACUUGGAAUUAUUGGAUCAGAAGGCGGAAUCGUUUUGGAGCAAGUUCCGAGUACUCCUUGAUCCCAAAAGCAUUCCAUUCAAAUCCCUGGAGCUCAAUGGCUCGAUUUCUAUAGACGAUAACGUCAUUCAAUCUUCUGAGCUCCUUAUUCACAAUGGAAGACUUGAUGAGAAUAUUGACCUAGAAUUCGAAAAACUAUUGAAGCUCGCGAAUCAACAAGUCGAGCUGACCACGGUUUAUGGAUCUCCCAAUAUGGUUGAACUUUAAAGUUCGAAACCUGUCUCUAGCAAGUUGCUAUGACAGCUUUGAUCUAUAUAUUGAAGUAGUCCGAAAUAUCCUCAACCCUUCAAGUUUGGACGACUCAGAGUUUCAGCACCCGGAUAUUCAUUCCGCUCGGCGGUUGAUUGUCAUACAGAGGCCAUAUUCAAAUUGUCUAAAUAUAGCUAAAACUAUCAGCUCUUUUCCAAAUGUUCAUAUUUAUAAUGGAGAUAGGUUUGAUAUAAGGUAUUGGAUUAGGCUUGUGGGAAUAUUGUUGGCACAUACGCCGCCUGUUGGGUCACGUCAUUCGCUGCAAUUUGACACGAAGAGUGAGGUGAAGGAGAUGAUUAAGGAGUUGAAGAAGGAUCCUAAAGCGAGAAGAGUAAGCCACAAGAAAUCCUACGUCAUCUUCCCUAUCGACUCGAGUGCAGAAGUCUACGUCUUCUAUUAGAGGAAUAAGGAAACUAUUGGAACAUGGAAUUUGGUUAUUACUGUUCGCAAGCCUGAUGUGAAAAAUUAAUAAAUUCUCAAUUUCCUCAUAAUAAAUCGUUUGCCAAUUG